Messenger RNA from Triticum turgidum subsp. durum (durum wheat), 1104 nucleotides. Lineage: Eukaryota; Viridiplantae; Streptophyta; Magnoliopsida; Poales; Poaceae. The record is from the annotation of a GenBank genome assembly.
AUGUUGAAACAGAAGUUUUUUGAGCAAAAUCGUGGGCAAUUAUUGCAACAAUUGGUAUCCCAAAGAGCUGACAUUGCGGAAAAAAUGAUCAUAACCCUGGAAGAGCUAGAGAAGGCAACAAAUAAUUUUGAUAAAGCUCGUGAGCUUGGUGGUGGUGGGCAUGGAACAGUAUACAAAGGAAUUUUAUCGGACCUCCACGUCGUAGCCAUCAAGAAACCAAAGAUAUUGGUUCAAAAGGAGAUUGAUGAAUUUAUUAAUGAGGUUGCCAUCCUAUCACAAAUCAACCAUACGAAUGUAGUAAAACUCUAUGGUUGUUGUCUUGAAACAGAAGUCCCAAUGUUGGUCUAUGAGUUUAUAUCCAAUGGUACUCUUUACGAGCAUCUUCAUGUUGAAGGACCAAGUUCUUUGCCAUGGGACAAAAGGUUACAUAUAGCAAUUGAAACAGCCAAAUCCCUAGCAUAUCUUCACUCAACGGCUUUAAUACCUAUCAUCCACAGAGAUAUCAAGUCUGCUAAUAUACUUUUGGAUGAUACUCUAACAUCUAAGGUAGCAGACUUUGGAUCGUCAAGGUACAUUCCAUUAGACAAAUCAGGUUUAACAACAAUGGUGCAAGGUACAUUAGGAUAUUUGGAUCCUAUGUACUUCUACACGGGGCGCCUCACAGAGAAAAGUGAUGUUUACAGCUUUGGUGUUAUGCUCAUAGAACUGAUGACUAGAAAGAAGCCAUUUUCCUAUAUUGAUUCUCAAGGCGAUGGCCUUGUAGCACAUUUUUCUACCUUGUUUGCUGCAGGUAGUUUGUUCCAGAUAUUAGAUCCCCAAGUUAUGAAUGAGGGUGGAAACAAAAUUGAAGACAUUGCUGCAAUUGCAGUAGCUUGUAUAGAAUUAAGAGGGGAGGAACGUCCAACCAUGAGACAAGUGGAAUUGAGGCUGGAAGGAAUUCAGUCACAUGUGGAGCAUGUUGAAGCACUAAUGGAAGAAUCUGAUGUGAAUGGUACUAUGAUAAAUUCUCCAGGAACUAUAGAUGGAAUAAGUGACCAAGAAGGCCUUAGUAGCCAAUAUAGUACGGAAGAAGAUUGCACAUUGUCAAAAAGUUAUCCACUGUAG